Molecule: messenger RNA, 5062 nt
Organism: Conger conger (European conger)
Lineage: Eukaryota; Metazoa; Chordata; Actinopteri; Anguilliformes; Congridae
Product: ephrin-B1-like
Exons: 5
Coding region: 988-1980 (330 amino acids)
Biological process (GO): axon guidance; ephrin receptor signaling pathway
Cellular component (GO): plasma membrane
Molecular function (GO): ephrin receptor binding
Source: RefSeq, a predicted model, not a curated record
AGCGAGCAGCAGCAGCUGUGACUGUAUGAUACUAUUUUUUUUUUACUUAUCUUUGCACAUAAAACGGAAGGAACAGCUUUCGACACUCACCUGAAACUGAAUGAAUUUGCCGCGACUUGCCAUCACCACAACGCUGUCUUUUGGUCUACGCGGUUUGGUACGGAUUGCAAUGUACGCAUGGUAAUGCACAAAGUCAGACGAGGAGGGAGAUGUUUUGCAAUUAUUAAAAUUGUUGGAAUUUUACUGCAUGGGAAUAUUGGAAGGUAACCUCUGACAUACGCAUUGAGGAUAUUGGAGAUAAUCGCUGUUUUGCCUUCUGUGGAGAAUACCUUGAAGAAGAGGCACUUUGGACAGAGAUAAAACGAAUACUUUGGAGUUGGCAUAACCAAGGGAUGGACAUGGGAUUAUCAAUGUAGUCUCAGAGGCUUGUACACAACACACAUUAUUGAAUGUGCCCACCUCUUCAAGAAAAGUCCAAUAAAACGGAGGACAAAACUCACUGAAAGAUAUUAUUCUGUGUUAUCGAGAAUUGACAGCGCUAUCUGGUAGAUUGGCUACAUCGCUCUACGUCUGUACCCGUGCGAAAACUGCAUUCUUCGAAUUUAACUGGGAAUUUAUAAGAACUUUAAGAAUUCAUCUAAACCGACCCGUUCAUUGACAGCUGAUGUGAACAUGCCUUCGAAACUGUUCACUGCGUCUCAAUAAAAUCCCAAUUUCUCUUCGCUACCGUUGGCAUCGCUACUGUGUGCACCUUCACCAAGGCUAGCUUUGCAGUUUAACCAAGGACACGCGUGCAAAACGAAACACUUACAGUUAGUAGGAAAGUCGGAUUUCCAUUUACAGUCCGCUGCCCAUGUCUUCUACUAGUUGGCGAGCGAAAUCAAACUACAUGUGGCGGUAAAUCCUCGAGGUUUGCGUUGAGUCCAUCUCUUUUGAAACACAGAAUUACUGCGUAUCGGUCGCAUUACAGAUAAAAGCUCAGUGAUAAUGGCUGGAGUGGGUUGCUGUUGGAAAUAUUACCUCUGGAUUUUGAUUGCCAUGUGCAGAUCCGCGUUACCAGUUGCAAAAUCCCUGGAGACAGUUAUCUGGAGCUCACAAAAUCCCAAGUUCCAGGCAGGGAAGGGUCUAGUGAUCUACCCGGAGAUCGGGGACAAGCUGGACAUUAUCUGCCCCAAGGCAGACGUGGGUCGGCCUUACGAGUUCUACAAGCUGUACCUGGUGAAGAAGCACCAGGCCGACGCCUGCAGCACCAUCAUGGACCCCAACGUGUUGGUCAACUGCAACAAGCCUGAGAAGGACAUCAAGUUCACCAUCAAAUUCCAGGAGUUCAGCCCAAACUACAUGGGUCUAGAGUUCAAGAAGAACAUCAACUACUACAUCACCUCGACAUCCAAUGGGACCUCUGAGGGCCUGGAGAACCGAGAGGGCGGAGUCUGCAACACCCUCACCAUGAAAAUCAUCAUGAAGGUUGGACAGGACCCGAAUGCGGUGGUUCAGGAUCCGGUGGUUACGGAGGAUCCGGGGAAUGGGAAGGACGAGUCUGUGAAAGCCCCCACCACCAGCCCGGCCCAGAACGAGAGGCCUGUGGAGCCAGGGAACACCGAGUCCAUGAACGACAAGACCGACGUCGGCGACGGGAUCUUCAGCUCCAAGGCGGCCUUGUUCGCGGCCAUCGGUGCGGGCUGUGUCAUCUUCAUCAUCAUCAUCAUCCUCCUGAUCAUCCUGCUGAUUAAGAUCCGGAAGCGGGCGAGGAAGCACAGCCAGCCCCGGGCCCCGGCGCUGACCCUCAGCACGCUGGCCAGCCCCAAGGGCUCGGGCAACGCAGGCUCCGAGCCCAGCGACAUCAUCAUCCCGCUACGGACUACAGAGAACAACUACUGCCCCCAUUACGAGAAGGUGAGCGGGGACUACGGACACCCCGUCUACAUCGUGCAGGAGAUGCCCCCCCAGAGUCCCGCCAACAUCUACUACAAAGUGUGAGGAAGACGAAACGACAGAGAGUGAGUGAGAGAGAGAGAGAGAGAGAGAAGAGUCGAUAGCUUAUUGGACGUUUGCUUUUUUAAAAAGAAUUCUGGCCUGCCUUUUUUAACUACCUUGACCUUGUGGCUUUGGAGGACACUUUCAGUGUUUGACACACAGAGACAUCGAGAGAAAACGAGAGUGAGCACGUGCGGGAAACAAGCAAAGGUUUCCCCACAAACAAACACAGACUUCAACCUUUCGCUACGGCUCCUGCCCCCAGCACCUCUACCCCCUCUUUCCUGGACACAAGGCACAGGUUCCCUGCCUCCACCUCUUCACAGUUUCUCUGUUCUGUAUCACUCUUUGGAAAAAGGUGCCAUCUUAAUUUGGUCAGGUCUUUCGAUGCAGGACAGUUUCUGUAUGUGCGUGCAGAGAGACAAGGGGGGGGGGGGGGGGUGUAUUUGAAAAGCAACAAGGACCCCCCAGCUUAAACAGACUGACAUGAGGGCUCCGUCGCCAAGGUGACCCUGUUGGGAGAUUGCUCAGGUAACCGGGGACGAUGCGAUGACAAACAGCUGAAGACCAUACUAUUUCACAUUGUGUUUACCACUCCACUUCCUCAUUGAACGUUACCUUGUUCCCUCCUUCACAAAAUAGUUUCUUUGCUUGUAAGACAUUUAUUGUUGGUUGAUUGGUUGUUGUUGUUUUUUUCUCCUCUUCUCAUGUUUACAGUAUACAAUAUAAUGGUAAAUAUUUCAAUUCAUCUCAUUCGUUACUAGUGCAGGUUUGUUAUGUAGAAGGUCAUGCAUUUAAGCAGAGGGGCAUCUAAACAGACCAGCUUGUCUUCUCGUCACACAAACACAAACAUUGGCUUCCAUGCAUUUGCAGGCAGGGCACGUCCACACUUUGGGUAUUUAAAGCCGGCGCUCGCCACAGCCGUUUGAGAGGCUGGUUUUGGUCAUGCUCGCUCAGGAAUUUGACCGGUGAAAAUCUGAGGAGCCUCAAGGCGCUUGCAUGCCUUCCUGCAGAAAAGCCACCAGGUGUUAUUAAUUAAAACAGCAACGAUAGCAGGUUAGGAGGGGCCAACUCCAAAGCCACCGAAACGUAAAUAAAACCUAAGGGGGGAGGGGGGGUGGGGUCAUGUGCCUCCCUGCGCUGAAAUCGAUCUGAAAUUCCACACCUCUGCCGCUGCCGACCCCAGGGGUCCUCCUGGUGGCAAGAAAUAAUAACAAGAUCAAAUAUGUCCUGCAAAAACAACACCGGCGUGGAAGCAAUUAGGAUGUUAUCAGGGGAAAGACUAGCAGAUUUAUUGGGCACGUUUCCUCUCCUAAUGUUGGAGUUUCAGAAGGACAGCGCAGUAGACAGGCUAGCCUGGAAUGGGACAGACUGCAGUGAGAAUCAUUUGUGGCGGCUGGACAUUAAUUUACUGCCCUUUCUGUGGCAGCCGAUUGGCUAGGUACGACGCUCUCUGAUAUGCACUGGAGGAAGGUAUCGAGCCGGUCAGGAUACUUCCUCUGAAGCUCAGUUUGCCUGUAUGGGUGCAUAGCGUCACCCAUACUCAGCCGGAGGGGCUGAGGUGGGGAGGGGGAUCGAAAUUGUACAUUCUUUGUUGGGUGUGUCUCCAUUAGACAGACUCGAGAGAAGAGCGUGCAAAGAUGAAACACUCCAGACCUGCUUUAGCUCUGUUCUCAGCAGGGCCCUGGUGAUCGAUGGUAGAACAAUGACAGAUAAUGGUAGAACCAUAUUCCUGAUGCAUUAAACAGUCCUGAGUGUACGAUUACAAGCUAUAAAUCCAGUCAAGAAACAAACAUAUGUUACUCAUAAUUCACCCUGCAACAACUCUGUAUGCUCUAGUAUUAUUAAUCUCAAUAUUAUUAUUAUUAUGAGUGACUACAUUUAAACUUAAUGUAGAGCAUUCAUUUCUCUACCACACGGAUAUUAUUCAAGAGAAUAGCUUUUAUUCAACCAAAAUAUUCUAAACACAAGUCUAUCUCACCUCAGGUUUGAUCUUAAUAAAUGCACACGAUCCCUCAGUAUCCUCUCCCAAUGCCGGCCUUCUCAAAAUGACCCUCCAGUUUGCCGUUCUUUAUUUUAGCCCUUGUUAGAGCAUCUUGUUUCUAGGGCAAAACAGAAAGAUUAAAAGACUGUGACUGUUGUUUCACUGUAGCUGUCACUUCUCAGUAACGAAGGAAUUGCGACUGUCUUUUCCUGUCAGUGUCAGACUUUUGAAAGCGAAUAAUGAGGUAGCUCUCACAAUGGACGUCGCCCACACCUUACCAAAUAUAUGAAGAAAGCCUGGAAGGCCCUUCUCUGCCCGGGGUUCGAGUCAUUGCAGCCUGCCGCUGCUACCAAUACCAAUUUAUGUAUGUGCAAGACUUUAAAAAGAUUUGAUUAAUAGGUUUGAUUAAUGAAGAGCGCUUACCUCAAAAAUACAUUGACAGUAUUCACAAAGUAGGAAAGAACAGUGCUUUGGGUCUGCUGCCUGGUUUACCUGUUGGAAUCGUGACAGUUAUCCUGCAUUUAUCUGCUGAGAAGGCUUCACCCAAGGUUGACUGGCCAAAUAAUUUGACAAAAUGUGGUAUUAAUUGGGUGUAUGUGUGCUACUAUAAUGGAGGGGUCUGUUUAUAGCACAUCUAGAAUAUUCUAGAAAUCCACCUAUUCUCUGGAAUAGAGUAUUCAGUGAAAGGCAGAUUACUCAACUGAAAAUGUACUGUAUCUGCCUAGAUUUGUCAUUCAUAGCUUGAUUUAAUCAACCCAUUUUGGGCUUCCCCCCUCUUAAAUGCAUUCUUGAAUAAUUGUAAUAGUAUACUGCAGUUUAAAGAAAUUUCAACACACAUUUCAUUUUGAGUGGUAUGUUGUUCAUCCCAUUAAUUACAAUCCAGCAAAAAACAAUUGAAAUGGUGUAAAUAUGUGGGGGACAAGAUGAAUUUAAAAGCUGAAUUUAUUAGAACCCCUUUUAUGAAAAAAAUAUAAAAUUAGAUUUUUUAAUGCAGAAUUUUUUGUAAAUAGUUGUCUUUUUAAAAAGGCAUUUUGUAUAAACUUUAAUUAUUUUCUUGUUUGAUUUUUUUGUUAAUAAAAAUAAAGAUAAGGAAAAAAUCUC